Molecule: messenger RNA, 2212 nt
Organism: Misgurnus anguillicaudatus (oriental weatherfish)
Lineage: Eukaryota; Metazoa; Chordata; Actinopteri; Cypriniformes; Cobitidae
Source: RefSeq, a predicted model, not a curated record
CACUCUAAAAAUGGCUGGGUUAUUUUUAACCUAUAAUGGGUAAAUAUUGGACAGAACACGUGCUGGGUUAAAAAUGACCCAGUGUUGGGUUGUCAUGGGUUAUAAUAACCCAGCAGUUGAGAUAAAACAAUCUUGCUUACAGAUUCAUAAUUCAUAAAAUUUAAGUCUAAGAAAGAGUUAACACAUCAAGGUGAGUUUGACAAUGUCAUUGUCUCCACCCUCUUCUUCUGAAGCUUAUAAAGUAAACACAGAGGUCAUGUAGAGUUUGCAUUCAGUCUGCAGUAAUGGGGACCGCUGCAAUGAUUUUCGACCUGAACUCUGUGAUCCUGGCUUUGGUUCUGGGUUUUCUCCUUCUGGUUCUGUUUGAGGUGAUGAGGAUUUAUUUCACCAAAGGCCAAAAUCCACCUGGACCCACACCUUUCCCUUUUGUGGGAACUGUACCAUAUUUUAUCAAGGAUCCAAUGGGAUCUAUCAGAUCAAUGAGUCAGUAUGGAGAAUUGUCUACUAUUUACUUGGGAAGAAAACCAGCGAUAGUCUUAAAUACACUGCAGAUCAACAAGGAAGCUCUGGUGCAAGAAGGUUCAUCUUUUUCUGGAAGACCAGUUAUACCUGUUAUACAAUGGAUAACUAAAGGACUCGGUAUUUUAAUGGCGAAUGGUCACUCAUGGAAACAGCAGAGAAGGUUUGCUCUCCACACGCUCAGAAACUUCGGCCUGGGAAAGAAAUCUGUGGAAGAACGAGUGUUAGAUGAAGCCGGAUACCUGGUUGAUGAGAUGCUCAAAGAUGAAGGAACGGCAUUUAACCCAGAGCACGCCUUAUACAAUGCAGUUUCCAAUAUAAUCUGUUCCAUCAUAUUUGGAGAUCGCUUUGAAUAUGAUAACAAACGCUUUGCAUACCUUCUGAAAAUCCUCAAUGAGAACAUCGUAAUGAUAGGGUCACCUGUAGGACAGAUAUUCAACUUGGUUCCUUUCAUCAAACACUUCCCUGGACCUCACCAGAAGAUCAAUCAGAACGCCACUGAGUUACUGGAUUUCAUCCGCGAGGAAGUUAAAGAACACAGACAAAUUUUGGAUCCAGAAAGCCCACGAGACUUCACUGAUGCCUACCUGUUAGAGAUUGAGAAACAAAAGUCACACGAGGACUCAACGUUUUAUGAGGAGAACAUGGUUAGGUCAGCAGCCGAUCUCUUCGUGGCUGGAACCGACACGACUUCCACCACCAUUAGAUGGGGACUCAUCUUCUUUAUGGAAAACCCAGAUGUACAAGAGCGAUGUCAUAAGGAGAUUGUUCAGGUGUUGGGUUAUGAUCGUCUGCCCAGCAUGGAUGACCGUGACAAACUUCCAUACACAUACGCCACUGUUCAUGAGAUUCAACGCUUUGCCAACAUUGGUCCUCUCGGAGUAGCUCAUGCAACCACACAGCCAACCAAACUAAGAGGAUAUGACAUUCCCAAGGGAACUGUAAUCAUGACAAAUGCAGCAGCAAUUAUGAGUGAUAAGGAGAACUGGAAAUUUCCGAAAACUUUCAAUCCAGAGAAUUUCUUAGAUGAGAACGGACAUUUCCAGAAAUCUGAGGCGUUCAUUCCUUUCUCAAUGGGUCCGAGGGUUUGUCUUGGAGAGACCCUGGCAAGGACGGAGCUUUUCCUUUACAUUGUGUGUCUUCUACAGCGGAUUCAUUUCUCCUGGCCACCGAACUCACAGCGUCCAGAUAUGGAUGGUAUCCUGGGUCUGGUGAGAUACCCUCACCCCUACAAAACCAUUUGCCGUAGCAGAGAUACCAAAGACUGACCGUCAGUGGCCCGACCCAACACGCCAACAGAAAGAAAAGAACACUGAAAUCGUAUAGGUGUUUUUUAGUCUUUUGUGAUGGUAUCAUCACAUGUCUGGAUUACACGGCAUGUUUAAAGUGACUCAAUUCAGAUUUUUUUCUUAUGUGGCACAGAUUAGAUAUGACCCACAGACGUGUAUAUUCUGAUAUUUUUAGAUAGAUUUCAGGCUUCAUUUAUAUGUGGACAUAUAUUGGAUAUGAAUUGGAUACAUGCAUUCCCGUCUGCAAUGUAUGCGGACAGAUCGGAUAUUCCCAUCUGAAGACAUGUCCAAUGUGUUUCUGCGCAUCCACCCUGUUUGCAUUGGUUUAGGCCUUCUUGUUUAGGCCCUGUUUCUUGCUUUAUUAAAAUAAAUUGUCUGAAUCUGCUGUAUGCACUUGUGUUCUG